GGCGGUCGAUCAGGCGCGAUUUUAAAAUGGAUUCCUUGUUAACAGACGUGGCCUGCCAAAUUGUCAUCCUCUUUUCCAGAUUCUAUGACUUUAUGUAGUAAAAAAAGACCGAUUUGGUAUGAUGGCAAACAUGAGGCCACAAAAACCAUCGAUAAAUAAGUCAGGAAGCAAUUCGUCAAGUAUGGCCCUUGCUGCUGUUGCUCUUCAAGACCAUAUGACUCGUUCCCUGUCCCUCCAAGAUCCGUUCAAGAAGAAGAAAAUCAACCACAGUUUACCAGCAGCGUCUAAAAAGAAGACAACUAAGGCUGUUGGAAAGUGUGAUGCCAAAGAUGAUCAUGAAAAGAAGGAAUACGUUCUCGAUCCAAAACCACCACCCCUUACUUUAGCGCAAAAACUUGGCCUUGUUGAGGCUCCAGGAGUUCUUCUAACUGACAAAGAGUGGAAAGAAGUUAAAAAGAAAUCAAAUGAAAGGCAAGAUUCAUGUCAGCCAUGUGUAAUCUGCAAAGAAGACUUUGGUUUACAACAGCAGGUUUUGUUGUCAUGCAGUCAUGUUUUUCACAGGACUUGUCUUGAAGCAUUUGAAAAGUUUUCUGGGCGCAAAUCUUGUCCCAUGUGUAGAAAAGAACAGUACCAAAGAAGGAUUAUCCAUGAAGGUGCAAAGGAGCACAGAGAGAAAUGUGCGACAAGAAUACAGGCUGCCUGGCGUGGUUACAUUGUACGACAGUGGUACAGGAAGUUAAGGCAAACAGUACCACCAAAAGACCCCAAACUUAGAAAGAAAUUUUAUGAAGACAAGUUUCAGGAUAUCACUGAUCGUCUCCUUCAAUCAAUGGAAGCCAGUAACCAGAGUGUUGAUAAUCUGUUGUUAGAGAUUGAUCAAUCAAUAGCCGCUAGUCGUGACACAAUGAGACAAUUGGACGGAAACAAUGAAGACACAAUGACCGAAAAAGACUGGGAUCAAGUUCAACUUCAGGCCGUUCGUAGAAGUGUCACUGACUGUCCGAUCUGUAUCAUGCCACUCACUGACCAAGGACUGUACAGGAAAAACUCCCCAUCACGACCCACUGUUCUUCUGUCGUGUUCACACGUGUUCCAUUCCACGUGUCUGCAGGCUUUUGAAGAAUUCUCCCUUGAAAAACGCCGCGUGUGCCCUGUCUGUCGGUCCUCUUACCACAAGAAGAUAAUUUAGAGGCCGUGAUACAAAGGAAAGUUUCAUCUUUCAUACACGAGCCGAUCUUUGGCUUUCAAAAAUAAGUUGUUUAACGGGGAGAGGAUAUUUUCAGCAAUGGCUCUGUGUUCGAUUAUUUUAUGAUAAAUGGAGGAGUAAGGUGUUGAUUGGGAAUGAGACUUUUUGAAUGUUUCCCCGCAGUGGGAGACACCACGUCACCAGUCAAUCUCCUGGCAUGUACUAGACCUAUUUUGGACAAAAUCUUUUCUGAAAAACGAUGAAAAUCAAGAUUUAGAGUAGCGUUCUGAAUAUUAAAAUGAUGUUGGCACGAUUCUGUCAAUUUUGUUUAGUAUUCACGCUGUUUACAGGUCCUCCGGGUGCAGUCAAUGUGAUUCAUAAUG
Molecule: messenger RNA, 1569 nt
Organism: Stylophora pistillata
Lineage: Eukaryota; Metazoa; Cnidaria; Anthozoa; Scleractinia; Pocilloporidae
Product: RING finger protein 32
Molecular function (GO): protein binding
Source: RefSeq, a predicted model, not a curated record